AGUACUUUGGAGUAAUGUCAGUCUCCACCAAAAUUUCGAAGCCGCCCAGCCUUUGCUUUCUCUUUGCACUUCUUGCCGGCAUUUCUUUACAUGCACAACAUAACAUACCUUGCCUAGGCCUUUGCUUUGUGUAGUUUUUUUUUCCUAUCGCAACUCUAUCUUUCCGACGCCUCACCAACCGCUGAUCCUGUCCCGAAUUGCUUGUAACGAGUGCGACAUCUCUUGACAAGUCUGCAUCAUGUCUUCGACGUCGAAUUCGAUCAAGCUGCUUAGCGGCAACUCUCACAUGCUGUUGGGGCGGUUAGUUGCUGACAGGCUUGGUAUCGAGAUUGCAAAGACCUUGAGCUUGAACUACUCGAACCAAGAGACAAGUGUCACUGUGGGCGAGUCUGUUCGCGAUGAAGACGUAUUCAUCAUUCAGUCAACCAUGCCCGGUGACAUAAACGAUGGCUUGAUGGAGCUCCUCAUUAUGACACACGCUUGCCGUACUGCUUCAGCAAGGAGAAUCACUUGUGUUCUUCCCAACUUCCCAUAUGCUCGCCAAGACAAGAAGGAUAGGUCACGAGCCCCUAUCUCGGCCAAGCUUAUAGCGAACAUGAUUCAAACCGCUGGCUGCAAUCAUGUCAUCACAAUGGAUUUGCACGCGUCUCAAAUUCAAGGGUUCUUCAACAUACCUGUUGAUAACCUAUACGCUGAACCAUCUGUACUUCGCUGGAUCAGGGAAAACCUGCCCGUCGAGAAGUGUGUCAUCGUGUCGCCUGACGCUGGAGGAGCAAAGAGGGCUACCUCCAUUGCGGACCGUCUAGACCUUGGCUUCGCCCUCAUUCACAAGGAGCGUCCGCGACCCAAUGUUGUGGGACGUAUGGUUCUUGUUGGUGAUGUCAAGGACAAAAUUGCCAUCCUGGUCGACGACAUGGCCGACACGUGCGGGACUCUGAGCAAGGCAGCCCAGACUGUGAAGGACCACGGCGCAGCAGAGGUGGUCGCAAUUGUAACCCAUGGCAUUCUGAGCGGAAACGCCAUUGAGAACCUCAACAACUCGUGCCUGUCCAAGGUCGUCGUUACAAACACCGUACCACUGGGCAACAAAGUUGACAGAUGCCCGAAGAUUCGUGUCAUUGAUGUCUCAGCAACGAUUGCAGAGGCUAUCCGGCGUACACACAACGGCGAAAGUGUCAGCCACCUUUUCACUCACGUGCCUGUCUGAAGUGUCCAAGAGUCUAGGUAGUCUGUUGACCUCCUAGAUACUAUGAGUUAUGAGUGUUUGACUCGGUGUGCGGAUUGGCUCCUCUGUAAUUUUUUUUGGGAACCUUCGGCGUAGCAUAUAGUGCUUACAGCCGGCCGAGGAUGGAUUCGGAAUAAACAGUUGGAUCACAGGAUACCUUGCAUACGUUUCUUUCAUGACGCACGUUCCCAAUCUUAAAAAGCCGGGCUUAGUUUGCUUAAUGUUCAAGGGACCACUGAACAAGCAGUUGACUGUAGUAGUUGCCAGCCACCUUUGGGACCCAUGCAUAUGAACACGAGACAGACGUUUAACUUGCUUGGUACUUACCAACCUAAGGUAGGUACCUAGGUAGUCACCUACAUAUACCAGGUGCGAGCGCAGAAUAUAUGGGGCCACUUUGACUACUAAAGAUACCUACUACCUACCUAC
Molecule: messenger RNA, 1654 nt
Organism: Pyricularia oryzae 70-15
Lineage: Eukaryota; Fungi; Ascomycota; Sordariomycetes; Magnaporthales; Pyriculariaceae
Product: ribose-phosphate pyrophosphokinase 3
Exons: 19
Coding region: 239-1207 (322 amino acids)
Biological process (GO): purine nucleotide biosynthetic process; 5-phosphoribose 1-diphosphate biosynthetic process; ribonucleoside monophosphate biosynthetic process
Cellular component (GO): cytoplasm; ribose phosphate diphosphokinase complex
Molecular function (GO): magnesium ion binding; ribose phosphate diphosphokinase activity
Source: RefSeq, a predicted model, not a curated record